Molecule: messenger RNA, 1735 nt
Organism: Agelaius phoeniceus (red-winged blackbird)
Lineage: Eukaryota; Metazoa; Chordata; Aves; Passeriformes; Icteridae
Gene: NEK3
Product: NIMA related kinase 3
Biological process (GO): protein phosphorylation
Molecular function (GO): ATP binding; protein kinase activity
Source: RefSeq, a predicted model, not a curated record
CAGCCCGGGCCGAGCGACGGCGGAGAGCCGGGGCCUUCCCGCAGGUCUCGGCCCGGCCCGCUGAGGUUAUAUUAAGAGAAAAAUUUAAAAAGUGUUAAGGUACUGACAAAGUUUAGAAGAUAAUCCUGUGAAUGAAGAAAAGUGUUGGAACUGAAUUUAUAAAAAAUGGAAGGAUACAACGUGUUGAAAAUACUAGGAGAAGGAUCCUUUGGCAGAGCUCUCCUAGUUCAUCAUAGAAUCAGUGACCAAAAGUAUGUAAUGAAGGAAAUAAGGCUUCCAAUGUCUUCAUCUGGUGUAGAGAAUUCUAGGAAGGAAGCUGUUCUUUUGGCUAAAAUGAAACAUCCAAAUAUUGUUGCCUUUAAAGAAUCAUUUGAAGCUGAUGGACAUCUGUAUAUAGUGAUGGAAUAUUGUGAUGAUGGAGAUCUAAUGCAAAAGAUUAAACACCAAGGAGGAAAUUUGUUCCCUGAAGACACGAUCCUUCACUGGUUUGUGCAGAUGUGCCUGGCUGUGAAGCACAUCCAUGAUAAACGUGUGCUGCACAGGGAUAUAAAAUCCAAGAAUGUCUUCCUCACUCAAAGUGGAAAAGUCAAGUUGGGAGAUUUUGGAUCUGCACGCCUUCUUGCACAUCCAAUGUCAUAUGCUUGCACCUAUGUGGGAACUCCCUAUUAUGUACCUCCAGAAAUAUGGGAAAGUCUGCCAUACAACAACAAAAGUGAUAUAUGGUCUCUGGGGUGUAUUCUGUAUGAGCUGUGCACUCUAAAACACCCGUUUCAAGCCAACAGCUGGAAACAUCUCAUCCUCAAGAUAUGCAAAGGGUCCUAUGAUCCACUUCCAUCUCAGUAUUCCUAUGAGCUUCAUUACUUAAUAAAACAGAUGUUCAAGAGAAAUCCCCAGAAUCGUCCAUCAGCCAGUACUAUUCUUGCAAGAGGCUGCCUAACCAAACUUGUGAAAAAUUGUUUGCCUUCUGAGAUUGCAAAUGAGUUUGAGCAGAUAGUAAAGGAAACCAAGAAACCUAAGGGCAAUGCAGCAAGACAGAAGGGUAGUGUCAUGGCUGGGAGAAGCUCAAACAAUAAGACAGAAAAUAGACAAAGGAAAGAUGAAAGCAGCAAGCAUAGCCCCUUAGAAAGGAAAAAUGCUGAGGGUUUGAGUGAAGACACAAGGGAACAAAGGAAAUCUUAUCAAGAAGGAAGUACUGAUCUGUCACAUGCCCACAGAAGGCAAUGGGAAAAGAGGAUAUCCAAUACUGUGCUGGAUGUCCUGGAAAAUGCAUCCUUGCUUUCUUCCAGUUUUACACCUGAAGAGACUGAAAGUGGUGGUGUUAUAAACUACAGUGAAAAUAGGCCACGGAAGCAGUGGAACAAGGAACCCCCUCAGACCCUGAUGGACAUGCUCAGCAAUGCAGAUGUCAGCUUAGCAUUUAAAACAUACACAAUUUAUACACCAGCUUCUGAAAACAUAUUAAGAGGUCCACUUUCUGAUGAAAGCAAAGUGUCUGAUGAAGUAGAUGGUGAACAUGAAGCUGUUGUCAUAGAUUCUGAGAGACUUGAACCUAGAUCUGAUGAAGAUGACACGGACUUUGAGGAAGAUGAGCCAGACUGGGUGUCAGAGCUGCAAAUGGUAUUGAAACAGAGUGACUGAAAACCUGAAUUUACCUGUGAUGAGUGAAGUUAGGUGUGCUGGUGUCCAAGUUGUUAUUAAUAUCUAGUUAUUCAUUAAAUAAUUUCCAUGAAAAAAA